GCGGCUAUAAAGACUUAAGCGUUUGAACCUACCACACGUCUUUCAUCCGGUAGUUUGCGGAACGUGAAGGUCGCUCCAUUGUAUCGAACUCAUCUGAUCUGAAGAUGGCUGCAGGUGAAGCGCGCAUUGGGAAACUGGCCCCUGACUUCAAAGCAACAGCCGUGAUGCCCGACGGUCAAUUCAAGGACAUCAAGCUUUCUGAUUACAGAGGAAAGUAUGUGGUCUUCUUCUUCUACCCACUGGAUUUCACGUUUGUGUGUCCCACCGAGAUCAUUGCCUUCAGUGACGCUGCAGAGGAGUUCAAGAAAAUCAACUGUGAGGUCAUUGGUGCCUCUGUGGACUCUCACUUCUGCCAUCUUGCCUGGAUCAACACACCCCGUAAGCAGGGAGGCUUGGGCCACAUGAAGAUCCCCCUGGUGGCUGACACAUUGCGCUCCAUCUCUAAGGCCUAUGGCGUGCUGAAGGAAGAUGAGGGCAUUGCAUACAGAGGUCUGUUCAUCAUUGAUGACAAGGGGAUCCUGAGGCAGAUCACCAUCAACGACCUUCCCGUGGGCCGCUCCGUGGACGAGACUCUUCGUCUGGUGCAGGCCUUUCAGUUCACCGACAAGCACGGAGAAGUGUGCCCCGCCGGCUGGAAACCUGGAAGCGACACCAUCAAGCCCGAUGUCCAGAAGAGCAAAGACUUCUUCUCCAAACAGCACUAGACAGACCCGAAUCUGUACCUUGCUCUAAGCCUUAGUAUCUGGUGAAACUUGUAGUGAAAUAACAGUUAAUUGUCAUGCCUGGGUAAACCUGGUAUAGCAUUGUGGUUCCCUGUUUUUCCCCUUAUGUAUUAGUCACCGUUCCGUAAGCGAACCUAGAGACAAAAGGGUUUUGAGCAGGUGUCACCAUUUCAGAAUUGUGUUGGAGAUGUGUGUCCGUGACAUUGCUUCAGUUUGUUCUCUCUAAGAUUCCAGUGUUAUGUAUUAUUAGAACUUUCUACGAUGGUUGAUGUUGUGGCUUCAGGUGUUGCAAAAUAACGGACAC
This is a messenger RNA of Megalops cyprinoides (Indo-Pacific tarpon), 1026 nucleotides long. RefSeq names its product peroxiredoxin-1. Gene Ontology annotation, molecular function: thioredoxin peroxidase activity. Gene Ontology annotation, biological process: removal of superoxide radicals; leukocyte activation; response to oxidative stress. The transcript is spliced from 6 exons. The coding region runs from base 105 to 704 and encodes 199 amino acids. The record is from RefSeq and is a predicted model, not a curated record. Lineage: Eukaryota; Metazoa; Chordata; Actinopteri; Elopiformes; Megalopidae. Gene Ontology annotation, cellular component: cytosol.